This is a messenger RNA of Doryrhamphus excisus (bluestripe pipefish), 1107 nucleotides long. RefSeq lists its product as uncharacterized. Gene Ontology annotation, molecular function: cytokine activity. The record is from RefSeq and is a predicted model, not a curated record. Gene Ontology annotation, biological process: cytokine-mediated signaling pathway; cellular response to lipopolysaccharide; regulation of non-canonical NF-kappaB signal transduction. Lineage: Eukaryota; Metazoa; Chordata; Actinopteri; Syngnathiformes; Syngnathidae.
UCUGUGGACAGUGUCAGCAACAUGGAUGUAAUGGAGUCUCUGAUUAAUGGAAGUGUGCUGAUAGUUCACCAGCUCCAUCAGGGGAAGCACCAGUAUGAAGUGGAAAAUGUUGUUCAGUACCAAAAAUCAAGUGGACCCAAACAAAUGAUGAGGCGAGGAGACAAGCUAGUGCAAAUAAACGGAACUGACCUGCAGGAUUACACCCCCAAGGAGUUGGCUCAGGCCAUAGCAGAAGGUUGUCCAAAGUUGACGGUGCACAAGCAAGGCAGUCAAAGUAAAAAACAGCACAAAGAUCAGCUGUGUUCAGUGGAGGAUGCCCUCCACCCUGUCUCCAAGGAACGUGCUCUGCUACAAUUCAGCAUGGAGAUGCUGAGAGAGGAAGACCUGCAGGAGAGUGAGAGCGGGUCAAGGAAUGAUGCAGAAGAUAAUGACAUAUGCCCGGUUGAAGAUGAGGAGAAAAAGCAAGACAACGAUCUUCUUGUUGUUACCAUGAACAAAACUAGCAUCUCUGUGAUAAGAGGGAGGGGCUGUGAUGCUGGGAGCGCCUGCCGUGGAUGUCCUGGGACGGGAUGUAGCUUCAGUGACAUUGUCAUGGUGUCAGAGUCCAGCACUGUGACUCUUGUUUCAAGAGGAGGGGGAUCUUUCAAACACCUAAAGUCACUGGACACUCCAAUUGAACAUGUGGCCUCCAACAAAUAUCUUCGAGGAAUUUGUUCACAGAAGACUCUUUAUGCGUCACCUCAUCCAGAGAAAAUGACUAUCUACUACUACAAGUCCACUUGUUUGACGCCGUAUUUCCCAGUGGUGUUGAACUUCACUGGCUCUGACUGCUUCCUUAGGUGCUCCAAGAGAGGAGAGCAGGUGCUCCUUCAAGUGGAGACAUGUGACAAGCAGAGACUGAGGAGCAUUUCCAUGAACGACGAAACCACCCUUUCAUACGUCUUCUACAUGAAAACUGACCCCACAAGCCAGCGGAGGUUUGAAUCAGCCCUCUACCGUGGCUGGUAUAUCCAAAUAGUCACAUCAGACGCCACAGAUUCUGUGAAAAUGGCCGAGCUGCAAGAGCCGCGAGAAUGCCAGCCAUUCCUCUUCAUCAUUCAAACAUAG